CGAUCGUGAUCGUGACACGAUCGCCAUCAUUCGCACAGUGAAUGCGUCAAAAUCGGCUCAAUUCGGGUUUAAUUCGUUAGUUUUAUACUGUCGACCGCUGAAUAAGUUGGGAGUUUGGAUACCUAUGAGAUUGUCAUUCGUGGUUAGUCAAUGUUGAUCGAUACGGUGGAAUAGAUGUGUAGACCUUUAAGCCUGAGUACUGCACUUUGAAAUUUAAAAAAAAAAGAAAACUGGGUAGCAAAGGAAUAAGAGAGACAGAUAUCAGAGACAAAGAAGUGCUAAUAGGAGUGGAAUUGUGUGAUCAUUUAAUGGAGUUCUGUGUUCUAUAGAUCACGAUCGCGCUAGGUUGAGUUUUAUUCGAGGAAAAUUUUUCUCCAAGUGCUUUUCCUCCAAAUUAAUGCUCAGUUUGUAGCAGUGUUGUUUCAUCCACUCUUCAGCACCUCUACUUUGAUCACGAUAUUAGUGAACCAGGAAGUGUAACGAACGAGAGAGAGAGAAGCCAUUAUGUCUACGCUUAUGUUUUGGAAUAAACAGAAUGGUGCUAAUCAGAAUGGGAGCGAUACAAAGUCCGGCAAGAGAAACUGGCUCCAUGCACCGGAUGUUCUUGUCAAUGGUCACGUUGCCUAUCUAGUCAAAUUCCUGGGAAGCUGCCCAGUGGAACAGGCGAAGGGGAUUGAGGUGGUGAAGGAUGCCAUUCGUCGACUACAGUUUGCACAGCAGAUGAAGAAGGCGGAAGGGGGUGCCAAUGUAAAGGCCAAGAAAUUGGAAAUCACCGUGAGCAUAGACGGUGUAGCAAUUCAGGAGCCACGUACACAGACUAUCCUGCAUCAAUUCCCGCUCUACAAAAUCUCCUACUGUGCUGAUGAGAAGGGUGUUAAGAAAUUCUUCAGUUUCAUUGCCAAAACUGGUGCCGCGGCUAAUGGCGACACAACGCCGACCAGUGAAGAGGGUCACGAGUGUUUUGUGUUUAUUUCUAGCAAGUCAGCCUCGGACAUCACACUCACUAUUGGGCAGGCCUUUGAUUUAGCGUACAGGCGGUAUAUGAAUGAAAAUGGAAAGUUUACGGAAAUGGGCAAAUUGCAGCAACAGAAUAAGCAGUUGGAAAGGACAGUUACACUGUACAGGCAGCGACUGAAGGAACUGGCUGAGAUUCUGCCCAAGAGUGAUUUAGAUCGCCUGCUGAUUCGUCUUGGGCUCAAGGAUAUCCUUGAGGUGCCGGCCCAAGAAAAUGGCCUGGAUAAUCAUACAACGGCAAUGAAUGGGAAGAAGACUCCUGAUUUGGGAAUUGAUGUAUCGGCACCCUGCAAUGAUGAUCAGCUGUUAAUUGAGACGUCACCCAAACACUUUGCGCCCAUCGUCCCGCCGCGCAAUCUGCAGAAUCAGAUCAAUAGCACAUUGGAGGCAUUUAAGCCCAGUGUAGGCACCAAACUUGAGGGACUCCUGCUCAACUCAGACUCUGACAGUGAUUUCGAUCCCAGAGCUAGUGAGAGUGAAAUGUCCAAUGGCAAUAAAAUCACCAAUGAUCUGUUUGGCUUUGAGCCACCCAAAACACUGGGCCAGCAACUAUUUGCCAGUAGCAAUAGCAACGGUACGACCCUCACUAACGGCCUCAACGGAAACGCUGGCGUGCAGGCCGUUACGCCGCCACUGCUGGCACCACCGCCAAAAACGGCAGCCCCGCGCAGAAGUGCUCCAGCUCAAGGGCUCAAUACCUCCAGUCAGGAUCUAUUUGGAUCAGCACCUUUCAAUCCGCACCCGGUGGCCUUUGAUUUGAGCGAGGACAGUGGGGUACGCAGGAAUCCUUUUGGGGAGCAGGGGGGAGUGCUGGAGGCGCCACAAUUGGCCACACUCGCCAACAUCUCAAGCCAGUUCGAUGAUCUCCUGGCCACAUCGCAUGCGGCCAAUCCUUUUGGCUCCUUCGCCAGCGACAGCUUGGGCCCCUUCGAGGGUGCCUCGCUCAGUGACAAACUCCUCUCGGCGACCCCUAAGGCCAACGACUCGAAGAGCAAGCAUCUCGAAUUCUUCAAUCAAAUUCCCUCAAAUGGGCUCAAUUCCACGGGUGACUUCAAACAAGGGCCUAGCGUUUGGGGUUGAUGAUUUCACGUUGGAAAGUUUAGAUCCCCUCCGAAAAUAACUCAAUAGGGAUGAGAGGAAGGAUCCAAGAGCUAAAUGGAAUCACAAUUGAGAUAGUUAAUAAGGACGAAAAUUGUAUUUUUCUUCAAUGUGGCAAUUUGUAUAUUUUUUUUCAUGUCCUAUUGAUUAGUUUUUUUUGUCUCUGGAGAAUAGAGGAUGGAAAAUAAAAAAAACAGCAUUAGAGAGGAGUUUUUUUGUGUAAGAAGAAUUUCUUAUCGAAGGCUAGCUUUAAAACAAAAAGAAUCAACAAAAAAAAAAAUAAAGAGACAUUCCAAACGGAAAGGAAGAAAAAUGAGAAAACUAAGAGUAUCAAAGAACGUGAUAUAUAAAAAGAAAGUGAAAGGAGAAAAUUGUCUAUAAGAAAUAAUAUUCAACAUGUAGAUUUUGUAGUAAACCCUUUCCUCCUACCCCAUCCCCUCCCCCUCCCUUCCCUUUCGAUCCAUUUGUAAAUAUUUUUGUACCUUGGCAAAGAGAAUGAUGAAUUUAAAUGUUUAGUAGAAAAUAUGUUGGUGCUUCCAAGUCUUUUUGUUGAGGGUGGACACAAAAGUGAUUAUUAUCUACUUUGCUAUUGUAAUUUUUUUUUCAUUGUUACUUCGAACAACACUGUGUGUCUCCCGAAAUUAUUAAUUAUAUAUUAUUUUCUGUGUUUACAAUCACCACACACAUUAUUAUUAUUAUUUACAGAAUUAGGAAAUUUAUAUAAUUAAACAGGAAAAAAAAAAGAAAGUGAGGAAGUAAUUGAGUAAUUUAUGUAAAAUUAACUAUAAUGCAUUAUAUUGAAAGAAAAAAGAAAACUUUAGGAAUAUUGAGACAAAUAUACCGUCGAUUAAUAAAAGAAAAAUAACAUAUACAUACCACUUACAUAUCCUCUAUUCUAUAUUGUAAACUAUAAAAUAUUGUGUUAAAAAAAUAUAUAGUUUUAUCACUAUUUCCUCAAA
Molecule: messenger RNA, 3071 nt
Organism: Phlebotomus papatasi
Lineage: Eukaryota; Metazoa; Arthropoda; Insecta; Diptera; Psychodidae
Gene: ced-6
Product: PTB domain-containing adapter protein ced-6
Exons: 7
Coding region: 505-2094 (529 amino acids)
Source: RefSeq, a predicted model, not a curated record